Molecule: messenger RNA, 770 nt
Organism: Athalia rosae (coleseed sawfly)
Lineage: Eukaryota; Metazoa; Arthropoda; Insecta; Hymenoptera; Athaliidae
Gene: Dhfr
Product: dihydrofolate reductase
Exons: 5
Coding region: 168-716 (182 amino acids)
Biological process (GO): tetrahydrofolate biosynthetic process; dihydrofolate metabolic process; folic acid metabolic process
Cellular component (GO): mitochondrion
Molecular function (GO): dihydrofolate reductase activity; NADP binding
Source: RefSeq, a predicted model, not a curated record
ACAGCGCUAACACUCUAACCUUUUGACCAACUUCAAAUUUCGUAAAACCGUUGAGCAACCGGUUUUCAGUGCGUUUGAAACCGAGUGUCACAUCACCAGUAUUUCGUCAUAGCGCUAGGUCUAUUAAAACUUUGCCACUAGCAAGUGAGAUUCACGGUAGAUUCAGCAUGCCUUUGGGACUUUAUUUAAUAGCUGCCGCAUCUGAAAAUAUGGGAAUCGGAGUUAAUGGCGGGCUUCCUUGGCGGUUAAAAAAUGAGAUGGCCUACUUUACAAAACUCACGACGCAGACGAAAUCUCCAGACAAAAAGAAUGUUGUACUGAUGGGCAGAAAGACAUGGGAUUGUAUGCCAAAAAAAUACAGACCUCUCAGAGAUAGAAUCAAUGUUGUACUUACCAAUCAAUAUCUCGACCUGGGUGAUGAAGCAAUUGUCUGCAAAAGCUUACCCAGUGCUCUAGAGAAACUCUCCCAACCACCACUCAAGGAUCAAAUCGAGAGGAUCUGGGUCAUUGGUGGUAGUGGAGUAUAUAAAGCUGCAAUGGAGUCCCCGAGUUUUCACAGACUGUAUUUGACAAGAGUGAAGAAAUAUUUCGAGUGUGACACUUUUUUCCCACCAAUUAGCAACGAGUUUAAGUUAACAAGCGACCCUGAGGUGCCAGAGGGAAUUCAAGAAGAGGAUAGACUACAAUAUGAAUUCACUUUGUAUGAGAAAUGUUGACAAAUUCUAUCUAAUGUUAUUACAUCAUUCCUUUAUACGUUUCUUCAAAUGACA